Molecule: messenger RNA, 1741 nt
Organism: Anarrhichthys ocellatus (wolf-eel)
Lineage: Eukaryota; Metazoa; Chordata; Actinopteri; Perciformes; Anarhichadidae
Gene: plekhj1
Product: pleckstrin homology domain containing, family J member 1
Exons: 6
Coding region: 274-750 (158 amino acids)
Biological process (GO): endosome organization; receptor recycling; retrograde transport, endosome to Golgi
Cellular component (GO): trans-Golgi network; recycling endosome; early endosome
Source: RefSeq, a predicted model, not a curated record
UAUUGCAGAGGAGUGUCACUACCAAUCCGAGAGGAAGGUGUGUGUGUGUCCGGUGUGUGGCAUGAAGGAGAAGUCCGUCUCUACUGUAGUUGCUUGAUACAGAAAUGACUAAACACACUCCGUCACACUUCACGAACACAAGAUAGCGAGACAGCGACGUUAAACCGACGGGUAUUCACCGUUGUUACCUCCAUUAGUAUGUUGUCGGUGGGAAUGGCUCGGCCGCAGCCAAAGUAUCCCCUUUAACCUGCUUUUACUGCGUCAGUGACCGCGAUGCGUUUCAACGAGAAGGAGCUGGUGUCCCUGAGCCGCCAGCCCUCAGAGAGGGCAGCCGAGCUGGGGAUGCGAGGACCCAAGAAAGGAGAAGUUGUAAAGAAGAGGUUGGUGAAACUCGUCGUUAACUUCCUCUUUUACUUCAGAACUGAUGAGGAGGAGCCAAUUGGAGCUUUGCUGCUGGAGCAGUGUCGGGUGGAGAGGGAGGACAGUCAGAGCUUCUCUAUUGCAUUUCUGGAUGAAGCAGAGAGGAAGUAUCUAUUCGAGUGUGACUCAGAAGAGCAGUGUGGGGAGUGGGUGGACUCCAUUAUCAAGGCCAGUUACGAGUUCAUGAGGAAGAACCUGAUAUUCUAUCGAACUGAAAUCCACCGGCUCACCGGCAAGGACCCCUUGGAGCAGUACGGUAUAUCGGACGAAACUCGCUUCCAGGUCAACAACGGCCUGCAACUCCUGCCGAGGGACACUUCCUCCCUGUAGACCAGCGACCGGUGUCCAGAUGGACAUUUCUCUUUUCAUUUUAGUUCACCCUGCCAUUCCAACAAUCUCUCCUCCCUGGUUUUGAGAGCCAUGGCAUUACCAUAAGCACACAUGCUUUUUAGAUCUUCACUGCUCUGAAUGUAUUUAGUGUGUCUCCAGACUUACAGAGACAUUGUUAUGCACAUGUUAUAGCUCAGUAUCUGCGGCAAAGCUCAAUCAUUACAGGUAACACAGGACUGUUGAACUUGACAUUUUCUUAUUUUCGGUUUAGGGGAUUUUUCAUGUAAUUUUCCGUAUCAUUUUCGGACCUUUUCUCAGUUACUUGGUUGUCAGUUUAAAACAUGUUUUAUACUGGACAUACUGUCCUGUUAGUGUGAUUUGAGAGGAUCUUAAUGUAAUUGUGCUGUAGAGCUGCGGCUGUGACUUUCUUUGAGGACUGUUCGUAAUAUGAGCGAGUAAAUGUAAAAGCUGUUUGAAGAAGCGUAUGAUCAUUGCCCAAUUCAGAAAAAAACGUAAGCAGUAUUUGAACUGCAUGGGCCCUUCGAUCUGCUGAGUUGAGCCACACAAUUUACUCCAGUUUUGCUUAAAAGAAAUAUUUUUUUUUAGCUAUCCCAAUAUAUAUUUAUCAUCUAGCCCAUUUAGACUAUUUACUUUUAAAAACUAUACUUUUGCACAUAUUGUUGGGUUUCUUUUUUAGAAUUUCAGUACUGUACUUGAAUCUACUGUAUGUUUUCUGUGGCACUUUGAAUGAGAUUCCUCUAGGUAAGCUGUUGGACCCGGCUCUUGACGUGGUUUUAAUAUCUCACCAACUACUUUGUCAGUUCACUAGCAGUCCAGAGUUCACAAACAGGAUAUGUUGUUGAAUGUGUCUUUAUUUUUAAGCUUUUGCACAUUUAAUGUGUUUAGUCUGUUUUUACUUCAUGUUAGAUUAUAUGUGUUUCACUUACAUCUCUUUUUUUUACUAAUAAAGCCAUUUGAAAGAUACUGCAAA